Molecule: messenger RNA, 1475 nt
Organism: Drosophila serrata
Lineage: Eukaryota; Metazoa; Arthropoda; Insecta; Diptera; Drosophilidae
Gene: Tsp5D
Product: Tetraspanin 5D
Cellular component (GO): plasma membrane
Source: RefSeq, a predicted model, not a curated record
GAACACGCAAAUCGAAAAGAAAAAGAAACCAACUAACCAACCCCCCUAAAAAAAGCAAGAUCUAAAAGAAUAUCAAGAUCCAAAUCAAGAAAAAGUGCAACGAAAGAAUCACAAAUCAAAUUGAAAUUGUUAUCAAAAUUGUGAUUAUUUUUGUUUGUUUCUGUGUUAAAUAGUGCGAAAAGAAACCGUUAGAACCGAGAAAUAACGAUAACACACACGAUACAUGUCCUGUUUUGAAUUGUUAUAUCCCAUAUAUACACAGGCCCCAUCCUAUAUAGAAGCCAGAUGCAGUGCUGACGACAAAUAACAACGAACUUUUGCAGUUUAUUGACAGCGGCUGCAAUAACAAUAACAACAACAAAAACUUCAACAACACCAACAACUACUACUACUACAAAAACCCGAUUGAAAGCCAAGCCAAACGGAGGACAACAACAAAGCAACAACUUGAAAUCCUGCGAUGGGCAAUGCCGGCUAUACAUGCAUUCGCCGCACUUUCUGCUGGCUCAACAUUAUUCUAUGGCUUUGUAGCUGCGCUUUCCUGGGCGCCGGACUUUGGCUGAGACUGAGCUAUGAGGGCUAUGCCACUCUCCUGCCUCAGCAUGCCGCCUUAAGUGCGGACACCAUCUUCAUGGGCAUCGGUGGCACUGGGUUUGUGGUGAGCUUCUUUGGAUGCUGCGGGGCCUGGGCGCAGUCUCGGUGUCUUCUGGUGCUGUACUUCAUGCUGAUUGUGAUGCUGUUCAUGAGUGAAUUCCUAGUGGGCUCCAUUGCCUUUCUCUUCCGCGGUGGCCUGGGACGUACGCUGGCCAAUGAGCUCCGCUUUGGUAUCGAGCGUCACUAUAAUGUGAGUGAUCGGGGUUCCCUGGUGGCACCCUCGGUGUCCGCCAUUUGGGACAGUGUGCAGCAAUCGUUCGAGUGCUGUGGUGUGUCCUCGUACGAGGAUUGGUACGAUAUCCAGACGUGGCCAGGAAAACGCUGGGUGCCCGAAUCCUGUUGCCGCACUCUGUAUGACCAGCGUCAGGUGCUGACCGAAGGAUCUGGAGAUGGUCUGCUGCGUGCCGACUGCGGCAGAUCCGAGAACCCCUCGUUGUGGUGGGACAAGGGUUGUGCCCACUCCCUGCAGAGCUGGUUCACCGGCCAGCUGAAUGUAGUGGGUGCCGUGGGUUUGGGCAUUGCCUUUGUCCAGCUCUUCGGACUGAUCACCUCGAUGCUGCUCUUUUGCACGGUGAAGCACAAGCGGGCUUCGGACACCUACAAGUCAUAUUCGCCAUCGAUUGAUCCCCAGACUCGUACCAGCAGUUGGGAGGACUGAACGCGGUUGUAAUGUAGAAUGUUUCUAAAAAAAAAAACACACAAUUCGAGCUUCAAAAAUCUCUCUCCCUAUUUAUCUAUAAUUAUAUUAUUUUUUCCUUUGUUUAAUCCACUUAGUUUCUAAUUCAAUCAAUGCGAUAUGUGCCAAAAAUUAAUUUUUAAUG